Molecule: messenger RNA, 1398 nt
Organism: Dovyalis caffra
Lineage: Eukaryota; Viridiplantae; Streptophyta; Magnoliopsida; Malpighiales; Salicaceae
Source: the annotation of a GenBank genome assembly
AUGGCGUCGUCUAUCUCUCUCAAAACGUGUUUUAGCUCUCUCUACAAUGAUCUAAACAACAACCGGGGUUUUGGAAGUGGGGUUUUGCCUACAAGUUUUUGGGUUAAAAAGGAGUGCAAUUUGAGGGGGAAGAGAUUGAUUUUAUCAAAGAAAUUUGAAGCGAAUUGCUUGAAGGAUAAAGAUAUGGAUGUGAAAACUUCAGCUUUGGUUGAUGGUGUGGCAGAUCUGUAUCUUUUUGCAGAAAUUGAGAUUAAGGAACCUAGUGUUUCGACAGUAGUGAUGAAUUUCGAGAACAAGUUUGAUCCAUAUGGUGCAAUGAGUACACCGCUUUAUCAAACAGCUACAUUUAAGCAGCCCUCAGCUAUAACAAAUGGGGCUUAUGAUUAUACCAGAAGUGGAAAUCCUACAAGGGAUGCCUUAGAAAGCCUCCUUGCGAAGCUAGAUAAAGGAGAUCGAGCAUUAUGCUUCACAAGUGGAAUGGCUGCUUUGGCUGCUGCCUCUCAUCUUGUUGGAACAGGCCAGGAAAUUGUUGCUGGAGAUGACAUAUAUGGCGGUUCCGACCGAUUGUUGUCACAAGUAACUCCAAAAAACGGAAUUGUGGUGAAACGAGUAAAUACAAGUAAUCUAAAUGAAGUAGCAUCUGCAAUUGGUCCCCAUACAAAGCUCGUGUGGCUAGAGAGCCCAACUAACCCUCGUCAACAAAUUUCUGAUAUUCGUAAAAUUGCAGAGAUGGCUCAUGCACAUGGUGCCCUUGUCAUGGUAGAUAAUAGUAUUAUGUCUCCUGUAUUAUCACAACCAUUGGAACUUGGAGCAGACAUUGUGAUGCACUCAGCGACUAAAUUUAUAGCUGGACAAAGUGAUGUCAUGGCAGGCGUGCUUGUGGUAAAAGGGGAAAGCUUGGCAAGAGAUUUGUAUUUCCUCCAAAAUGCAGAAGGCUCUGGGUUAGCACCAUUUGACUGUUGGAUUUGCUUACGAGGCAUCAAAACCAUGGCCUUACGAGUUGAGAAACAGCAGGAGAAUGCACAGAAAAUUGCUGAGUUUCUUGCAUCACAUCAGCGGGUGAAGAAAGUAAAUUAUGCUGGUCUUCCUGAUCAUCUUGGACGUGAUUUGCACUAUUCUCAGGCAAAGGGUGCGGGAUCUGUGCUUAGCUUUUUAACUGGAUCACUAUCACUCUCAAAGCACGUUGUUGAGACUACCAAGUAUUUUAGCAUAACUGUCAGUUUUGGGAGUGUGAAGUCCCUUAUAAGCAUGCCCUGCUUCAUGUCCCAUGCAAGUAUACCAGCUGCAGUACGAGAAGCCAGAGGUCUCACUGAAGAUCUUAUUCGUAUCUCAGUGGGGAUAGAAGAUGUCAAUGAUCUGAUUGCUGACUUAGACCGUGCACUGAGAACUGGACCAUGA